CUGCCGGGCUCAUUCGCUCUCCUCCGCCUCAGCCGUUUCGGGAUCGCCCCCCUUUCUGCCGACUCUCUCGCGCUCCCUCGCCCGGCCUCGCCAAUGCGCCUGGCGGAGAUGAUCAAGAAGAUGGGUCCCAGCCAGGCGGAGCUGAGCAUCCCGGCCAAGAACUGCUACCGGAUGGUCAUCCUGGGCUCCUCCAAGGUGGGCAAGACGGCCAUCGUGUCCCGCUUCCUCACCGGCCGCUUCGACGACCAGUACACCCCCACCAUCGAGGACUUCCACCGCAAGUUUUACAGCAUCCGCGGGGAGGUCUACCAGUUGGACAUCCUGGACACGUCCGGCAACCACCCGUUCCCGGCCAUGAGGCGCCUCUCCAUCCUCACAGGAGACGUUUUCAUUCUGGUCUUCAGCCUGGACAACCGCGACUCCUUCGAAGAGGUCCAGCGCCUGAAGCGCCAAAUUGUGGAGACCAAGUCCUGCUUGAAGAACAAAACCAAGGAGAACGUGGAGGUCCCCCUGGUCAUCUGCGGCAACAAGGGAGACCGGGAUUUCUACCGGGAGGUCGACCCCCGGGAGAUAGAGCAGCUGGUGGGCCCGGACCCCAAGAAGUGUGCCUACUUCGAGAUCUCGGCCAAGAAGAACAGCAGCCUGGACCAGAUGUUCCAGGCCCUCUUCGCCAUGGCCAAGCUGCCCAGCGAGAUGAGCCCGGACCUCCACCGCAAAGUCUCCGUCCAGUACUGUGACCUCCUGCAGAAGAAAGCCCUCAAGAGCAAGAAACUGCUCAAGGAAGGGGCCCGGGAGGCCGGCAGGGAAGCCUACGGCGUCGUGGCCCCCUUUGCCCGCCGCCCCAGCGUGCACAGCGACCUCAUGUACAUCCGGGAGAAGGCCAUUCGAGGCGGGCAGGCCAAGGACAAAGAGCGAUGCGUGAUCAGCUAGGCCGGCUUGUGUGUUGCCCCUGGCUGUUUGGCUGCUCAGACUCUGCUGCCCGUGGGGUGGCCCCCGCCUUGUGCCAAGGGUUAGCAUCGCCCACCCCUGGGGGGGGGGGGGGCUACUGUGCCUCCGACCUCCUCCUGUUUGACACGGGGAUCUCUUUUUCAUCUGUCCCCUGGUUUUGGAGGAAGGGGUGCCGAGACUUGCAGGGACACGCCCUGGCACAAGAGGAGACUUUGGACUGGCGGUGGAGAGGUCUUCUGGAGAGGAAGACCCACGCAGAAAAGGGACUAUGCCUUCUGAGCCUCUUAUUUUCCAUAAGACUUCAGGUUGUGGGGAGAUCGGGGCCUGGAGGGAGGGACUGUGCCCCGGAGAGCGAAACCAGCCCACCCGGACUGCUGAAGGUGGCGCCUGUCUGUCUCUAGCGUUUGUGUGCUGUUGGGAAGCACUUUGACAAGAAAACCUGUUUGCUGCGGAAAAUAUUUAGCAAAACUCUCUGCUCCCUUUCCCCCUCCCCCAGUUGCGGGAACGAAGGGGGAUUAGGUGGGUGGGCACGUUUUCUUGUGUUUACAUUUGUCUUUGUCUGUCUUGAUUUGUCUCUUUUUUUUCUUGCAAAAGAAAAACCUGACCUUUUUGGGAAAACACGGGCACUUUACAUGCGGAGUAUUUUGGUCCCCGGACCCGAACAAAAACGCAGAGCAUCAGUGGUUCUGGUGUGUGCGACUGUUGUCUGUUUUUUUGUUAUAUUUUUCUACAAAAAUGAUAAUAAAACACUUUUUGAACUA
Messenger RNA from Sphaerodactylus townsendi, 1709 nucleotides. RefSeq names its product ras related dexamethasone induced 1 (gene RASD1). The record is from RefSeq and is a predicted model, not a curated record. Lineage: Eukaryota; Metazoa; Chordata; Lepidosauria; Squamata; Sphaerodactylidae. Gene Ontology annotation, molecular function: GTP binding; GTPase activity. The transcript has 2 exons. Bases 94 to 930 code for a protein of 278 amino acids.